UCAACUACUCUUGGUUUUCAUCCACUAUUUCCCACAAUGGAAACAACAGAAGAAUGUCCACCGGCUGAAAAAAAGUUUAAAGAAGCUGAACAAGAUGAAAGCAAUACUUCCAAUAUACCAGCGACUUUAGAAGACAGUCCCGGCUUUACUGCACCCACACCAUUCAGUAAAAAUCAACUGAAAAAGCAAAGGAAAUUAGCCCAAUACGAACAAUUACGCAAAGAAAAACGCCAGAAAGAAAAGGAACGUCAAAAGCAAAAACGUAAAGAGGCAGCUGAGAAAGGACUACCCGUACGUACAGGACCCUCACGCAAAGAACUCAAGAAAAAGCAACAGGCGGCUGUUGACAAUGAAAACUCACUACGUAUUGUAAUCGAUUUGGAUUGCGAUGACAUGAUGAGCGAACGAGAUGUGGCAAAAUGUGUAAAACAGUGUUUGCGCAUCUACACAAUUAACAGGAGGUCAGAGAAACCAGUGCAAUUACAUUUAACGGGUAUUAAAUCUGAAGGCAAUAUUCAUAAAUCUCUAAAGAAAAAUGAUGGUUGGGAAAAUUGGCAAGUGAACUAUCAUUUCGAUGAGGAUCAUUUAAAAGUUUUUCAACCCAAUACGGAUAUAGUGUAUUUGACUAGUGAAUCUGAUACGGUGUUGGAAACCUUGGAGCCAACAAAAGUUUAUUGUAUUGGUGGCCUGGUAGACCAUAAUCAUCAUAAAAACUAUUGCCAUGAUAAAGCCACUAGGGAAGGUUUACAAACGGCUCGUCUGCCGUUGGGAGAAUAUGUUGAUAUGAAAACAAGAACAGUAUUGACUACAUUUCAUGUUUUUGAAAUUUUAGUACGUGUGGCGGAAGGAAAAAGUUGGGCUGAUGCCAUAUUACAGACUAUACCACCACGAAAAGGUGCCAAACUUAAGGAAACGGGAGUUUUAAAAGAAAAUGAAGGAGUUGUGAAUAUGGUGAAUGGACAAAAUAAUGCAAAUGAAGAUGGCAAUACUACUCAGGAAGCAGUAGAGGAUAGCAGUAAACCUUUAGAUACACCAGUUCAGAAAAUAGUUACUAAUAUUUCCAAGGUAGAGGAAGAAAAUCAAGGAAGUGAAAGUUGACGUUAAUACUUUGGUAAAACUAUUAAAAAUCAUUAAACC
Molecule: messenger RNA, 1137 nt
Organism: Calliphora vicina (urban bluebottle blowfly)
Lineage: Eukaryota; Metazoa; Arthropoda; Insecta; Diptera; Calliphoridae
Product: tRNA methyltransferase 10 homolog A
Exons: 2
Coding region: 37-1098 (353 amino acids)
Biological process (GO): tRNA N1-guanine methylation
Cellular component (GO): nucleus; nucleoplasm
Molecular function (GO): methyltransferase activity; tRNA binding
Source: RefSeq, a predicted model, not a curated record